AUGUCGGUUACUAAAAUCGUAAGGGCGGUGCACAGCUUUGUGUCAGAGGGACAAAGCACUACAAAGAAGUUGCCGAAAGAUGCCGGGAUCUCCGAUAUUCCGACUUUCGUGCCGAUUGUUUUUGCCCAAUACCCAACGAAUGGCGAGGAUUUCAACCAGGAAAUAACAAGAGCUGAGAGGAGAGCGACUACGGGUCCGGCAGGCGCGCGCCAACCCUCGCAAGUUCUUUUUACUACAAGCGGUAUUGGCACAGGGAUACAGGGACUUUUCCGAGCCUCGGAACGUCCAGAACACAAUCAGGCAUCUUCCCAUCCUAUUCUCAACGUGUUUAUUACUCAGGUCUCGCCCUCCCCAACGCCAGGUUCUCAUCAUCCAUCUCCCGAUUCUGUUUCGUGUGUGUUGACUGUUCUAAAGGAAUCUGUCUCGGUCACUUUACCUGUCCGUCUUUGUCGCCUCCGGACUGACCUCAUUCCAUUUCUUUGGGUACGAUUGACCAUUAACCCUCCUAUGGGAAUCAUUAAAACCGGAUGGUGCCUAUGUCUCGUAAAUGAUCCAUCAAGCCGUAGACUGCAUCGAAGCGCUCGCUACUACCGGUCCAUUCGUGCGAGUCCUGACAUGAGACGUGAGGACCUAGAGGCUCGACUCGAACUACCCUUCGCAUGGUUUCUUUUUUUAUCUCACCCCCACAAACAAAUAUUUACUCCCCUUCCCCACGAGCCCACAGCUCCCGUCGCCUGUCGGUCUACGACGGGGACGCUGUCCCUCGCCUAUCCUUUACCCUCACCCAACCCUUGA
Messenger RNA from Guyanagaster necrorhizus, 795 nucleotides. RefSeq lists its product as uncharacterized. The record is from RefSeq and is a predicted model, not a curated record. The coding region runs from base 1 to 795 and encodes 264 amino acids. The transcript has 8 exons. NCBI's taxonomy places the organism in Eukaryota, Fungi, Basidiomycota, Agaricomycetes, Agaricales, Physalacriaceae.